CCCUCUCUCUCCCUCUCUCUCUCUAUUAAAGGAGUGGACAGACUCAGCAUCAAUAUUAUCCACGGAAUGCAAAUUUAUCAUAGCUCAGCUUAGAUAUGAACGAUCCUCUUCACAACACAACAAUCCAGUUUUAGGAAAACUAAUCUCAAACUGGGUGAUAGAAUAACUGCCUUAACUGCUAUUAUUCCUCUAUAUAAAGUGAUUCUUUUGAUUCUCUCUCUCUCUUCGAGAAAUUUUCUCGGAAAAUUGCAAAAUGAAGAAGUUGGUGUCUAUGGCUUCUCGCACGGGUAGGCAAUUCCAGCGUUACAAUCAAGGCUGCCGCCAAGUUGUUGGAAGCAUUCCGUGCCGAUUAAGAAAAACCAAAAACCAAUCACCUUCCACUCAUGGAACCCUCAUUGAAGAAAUUGAAGUUCUUUUGAUCAGCUCACAGAAGAGUCCUAGAAUGAUGUUCCCAAAGGGUGGUUGGGAAAUUGAUGAAUCUAUGGAAGGGGCAGUAUCGCGGGAGACUCAAGAGGAAGCGGGUGUACUCGGCUAUGUUGGGUGUCGAUUGGGUACAUGGAGUUUCAAGAGCAAAAGUCAAGGCACAUUUCAUGAAGGACACAUGUUUGCUUUUUUCGUCACUGAUGAAUUAGAUGUUUGGCCUGAGAAAAAUGUCCGCCAACGGUUAUGGAUGACGGUCAAGGAAGCUAGAGAAGCAUGUGUCCAUUUGUGGAUGAAGGAAGCUUUAGAUGUGUUAGUUGAUCGACUGAUGCACCUGCAAAGAAAGGAUGAAGAAAUUCGAACGCCUUGUUUAUUGGAAUAUUUAACAGAAGAAGGGAGAACUGGCAUUGUAUCUCAAACUGGAGAAGACGAAGGCGCCUGUUUUACCAUCUUGGAUUGCCAGUUUCAAGCAACCACCACAAGGAGUUGCUUGUAAACAGAGUGCAUUCAAAAUUUGAAGCAGAGUUAGAGAAAUGUACAAAAAUUACCUUGAUUCUUUACUUCAUUGAAGUUUAUUUUACUUUUCUCUCAAGUAUGUCUUAUUUGCGUUGGAUUUUGUUUGAUCAUCGGAAGAGCUUCUAAAAGUACACCAAGCUUGAAUAAUGUGAUGCUGGUUUUGCUCCUUCACUUAUAAAACGAAACUGCCUCAUAAUUGAAUUGGCGUUGGGAGAAAAAUUUUGUUUCUACUUCUUUGUGAUGCACUGCAUAAUAAGUUAAUCAUCCGAGUUGGCUUUUCUGAGGUUAAAAGCAGAUGAUUUGGUAUCCUGUAUGACUCUUGCCAUAAAGAACAAUGGCAUAUGUGAUUGAAGGAUCCACGAGCUUUCACUACAGUUUUUGCUGACCAAAAUUUCUGGGAGCCCUUAGUGAGGAAGAAACAAAGAGAGAGCGAUCCCGGAGAGGUCUUGAGAUUUUUUUUUUUGUAAAAUAUUCUUGUAUUUAUUUCCAGAGAGAAGUAAAGAAUUC
This is a messenger RNA of Ilex paraguariensis (yerba mate), 1443 nucleotides long. The record is from the annotation of a GenBank genome assembly. NCBI's taxonomy places the organism in Eukaryota, Viridiplantae, Streptophyta, Magnoliopsida, Aquifoliales, Aquifoliaceae.